Molecule: messenger RNA, 3316 nt
Organism: Purpureocillium takamizusanense
Lineage: Eukaryota; Fungi; Ascomycota; Sordariomycetes; Hypocreales; Ophiocordycipitaceae
Exons: 3
Coding region: 290-1735 (481 amino acids)
Biological process (GO): regulation of DNA-templated transcription
Molecular function (GO): DNA-binding transcription factor activity, RNA polymerase II-specific; zinc ion binding
Source: RefSeq, a predicted model, not a curated record
AUGCGCGCCGGUGGCCCUCGUCGAGCUACGCGAACGCUCCAUGUUGGACCUCUGCUUUGCGUCACGCGGCAACGUCUCCAUACGCGCGGCCCCUGCCACGUUCUUACGUGGCCCUGUGGCGACUUCGGAUCGCUGAGGUUGGGAACCGAAUCAUCUAGGCACGAUACGCUAUGCAUGGCUUGCGGCCAUGCCACGGGCACUGACCCUGAUACCUUGAUGCGGACCAAGGUUGCCCGGGACCGCAGCCACCGGCUUCUGUGAACGGCUUCUGUGAACGGCUUCUGUGAAAAUGGUGAAUGUCUCUGGGAGGAGCAAGGGCUGCGCGACGUGCCGGCAAGCCAAGGUCAAGUGCGACUUGGCAGUCCCCGAGUGCCAAAGAUGUGUCAGGCACGGUUCCCGCUGUCCCGGGCCCCGAACGGGCGCCCUCUUUGUCAACGCCGGGCCGUCCCAUCAGCUUAGACCGAGCACAACGUCUCAGCAGCGCAAACGGGGAGAGCUCGUUCUCGCUCGGAUGGUCGAAUCCGCCCCGUGUCUAUCGCUUCUACAGCCGUCUCGUGCUGCAGCCUUUGAUCAACUGUUUGUGUCCUAUUUCAUCCAGUCCUUUGACCAGACCCGACACGUCGGAUCUCCCGGGGGCAGAUCCGCGCACUGGCUCGACAGACUCCCAGCCUUCCUCGUCGAGCCGGGCAGCAUGGCGCCGAAGCUCGCUAUCCGCGCGGCCUCUAUGCUAAGCUACGGGACGGCGGCCCAGGACGCUUCGAUUCAAGCCGACGCGUACACGUGGUACGCUAGGGCGCUCCCAGCACUGCGCGCCGUGCUCUCGGGGGGGACAUGCAAGCCCCCGGCCAUGGACGGGGCCGUCUGCUCAGCCGUGAUGCUGAUGCACUUUGAGACAUGGGCAAAGACGGCGGACCAGGCGUGGAUACCGCACGUCAAGGGUGUGUGUACGAUGCUCGAGGCUGCAGGGCCGCACUCCUGUCGCACCGGGUUCAUGCAUCACGUCUUCUGCCACGUCCGACUCCAAGCGUGCGUCGAGGCCAUGUCGGAAAAUGUGUUGCACCCCUUUGCAUCGCCGGAGUGGAUGACUAGUCCGUUUGAACUGAUUCCAAAGACGUUCUUCGACGAGCUCGUGGAUCUUCUCUUUCUGGUGCAGAAGUGCUUGACGCGCGCGACCCAGCUAAUGCGGGACGAUCACGGUCACUCCCGGACCACAGACGAUGCGCUGGAUAUGUGGAUUCACGAGGCCACCUCUUUGCAGCAUCUGUGGCGGCAGCAAUAUGUGUCAUUCGUGCAAACGCCAGGCGGGAAUGAUUCAAAAGCCCUCGAACCUCUGUCCUCGCCAACCCAUUGCUUCCACUUUCGGGAUGUACCGUACACGACCGUCUCAGCAGCCGCCCUCACCUCGCUGUACCACAUGGUCAGCCUUUUGCUCCUCCGCCUCCGUCGACAAACAUGCGACACAUGCAUUGAACGGCACACACGGGCCAUUCUUCUGGCCCACGACUUUGUGCUCUGCGCCUCCGGCCCCUCUGCCGAGUUCGGGUCCAUCAUGAUGCUCCUUCAGCUAAAGAUGGCGAGCUUGUGGGGUGCUUCGCUGGCGGAACGAGUCGCGGCGGAGAGCGCUUUGCGGAAUCGUCGGACGCGGAGUGGCGGAUUCAUGGGUGUCUUCGAUACACAGCACGGCUUUUUUGCAGAGUUGGCCGCUUGGGUAUUGUCAGAGUGUCGACGAGUUUAAGCCCCCCUGUGCUACCGAGACUGCGUGUCGGAUGGCUUAUUCUUGUUCAUUGAUAGCUGGCGACAGGGUUGCCGAGGACCUCUGUUCGGACGGCCAAGCUCUAUGGACAGGCUAUUUUCACGCUCCAGAACACUCCGUUUCUUUGGUUACCCAAAUUACAUCCGCACAUGGAUACAAUCCCCGCGGUGUUCCUUGACAGGACUGAGGGCGUUGCAAUGGCAGGCUGCAUACGGGAGCCUUUUUGGCUAUUGUAUAUCUCAAUCGCCACACGAAUGGUUUGACCACUCUGUGUAGAUAUGCUAGAGACAGAGAGAAUCCCCCCCCCCCGGGUCAAUUGCCAACGGGAAGCCUGCGCGCAUUGCAAGUUGUCCAUGGCCGAUCCGGCUGAGCCGUCAAAGUUGAACGCUGCACGGUGCCAAAGGGCCUUUGGUCAGGGCGCCGCCCGAACGAGAUCAACUGUGGCGCAGUGAAAGGAGCCUCCCAGACUGUUCACAUUCUCAAAUGGACAGAGAAUGGGCUCCAUACCAAAUUUGUCCCGGACCCAGUCUGCAAACUCCGUGUCGUGCUCUUCAACUAGAAUACGUUUCUCGUCGAGGCUCAGCGCAUUGAGCACCAACCACGGCGAGCACAUGUACAUUGGCGGGCGAUGGCUCUCACGACGCCGUGGCACGAAUGGGUAAGGGUGCAGCUCCCACUUGCCAUGUGCAAAGACGGAGUGUCGACGGAGCUCCACCUCGGUGACCCUGGCCGGGUUGUAUACUAGGACACCCUGACGGAGCGCAAGGAUCGUGGCGUCGAUGUGCAUGGCGUGCACGUCGUUGGUCUCGAGGAUCUCGACCGUGUAUCCCGGCGGGACUACGGUGCGGAGAUAAUCGACACCCCGCUGGUUGGUGACAUUGCUAAGCUGGCCGAUGAUGGUCUUGCCGAAACGCAUAAAGUCAGCCGCAUCAAAGGCUGACCUCGAGUUGUUGAUGGCCCAGGGCUGUUGACCUUUGCCAUUGCUGAUGGCGUCGUCGUACAGGGUAUCGUGUCCCAAGAUGACUGGAGCUGGGCAGAUGCGGCCUGGACCGUUGCUCCCGGCGAGCUCGGAUAGUAUGUCCGCGUAUGCCAGCUGCACCUCGUGGCGACGGCACCUCCAAGCAAAAUGUGCUUCGAUGAGAGAAGUGCCCACGGUCAUCAACGCGUCUCGAGGCAUGGCUCCCGUGUAGCCGCCGGCCUUCAACCAGUCGACCUGUUUGGGGCGGUACACGAGAAUGCCCUCUCUCUCGAGGAGGGCCGCGAGAUUGUCCAGCUCCUCUUUGGCUUUGAGCACUACGUCAGCAGGGAAAGGAUUGGCCGGUCUGAACUCGAGAGCAUGCUCUUGCGGCAUCGUUGCCGCGAUCAUGUGAGGAGGCUCGGAGGGGAAAGUCGAGUGUUCCGCGCGGCCGACAAUGACUGCCUUGAGGGGAGACCAUUCAUUGUCCGCGGAGAUGAGUGGGAGCUUCUCAAUGGCCAUUGUAGCUGUCUUAGAGGAUGCAAGUUCGAUGGGCCUGUGGAUUUGGCCCGGGCUCUAUGUUGUGGUGUAAGUUAGUCGGAGCAGAG